This is a messenger RNA of Ceratina calcarata, 2492 nucleotides long. RefSeq names its product L-asparaginase 1. Lineage: Eukaryota; Metazoa; Arthropoda; Insecta; Hymenoptera; Apidae. The transcript is spliced from 8 exons. The coding region runs from base 231 to 2111 and encodes 626 amino acids. Gene Ontology annotation, molecular function: asparaginase activity; protein binding. The record is from RefSeq and is a predicted model, not a curated record. Gene Ontology annotation, biological process: amino acid metabolic process.
AAUCUUUUUGAUUACGAGCUACGCGAUUUCUCUGGUUUUCACUGGUUAAACGCGACACCUGCAAAGGGUUUCUAAAUCCCCGUGCGAACACGCACUCGGUGUCGUUCGGAAAUUAGAAAGAAUGCUCCAUUCCCAAGCCCCGCUCACUUAUUGUGAAUAAAUUGCGUGAUAACGGAACAUUUCCUUCAGUAGAGAGCUAUCAUAAGACCGUUGACGCGCGGAGCGCUAACAUGUCACGAUCGAGCGCAGAAAAUCAUAUAGAAAGAAGUAAGAAACAGAAUCAGGACAGAGGAUACAUGGAGCACCUGAAGCACACCGGUUUAGUCAGUGAAAGUGUUCCCGAUGUUCGCGUGCUUGUUAUUUAUACCGGUGGCACCAUAGGAAUGAUGAGGAACGAAAAAGGAGUCCUGGUACCGAAGGCUAACGCGUUCGUGAAAAAACUACGCAAUUAUCCGCAUAUCCAUGACCGCGAAUACGCAGACAAACGAUUUGGACCGAUGGGACCAUUGGUACUUCCGAUCAACCGUACAGAUAAUAAGCGUGUUAUUUGCACCGUGUUGGAGUACACACCGCUCUGCGACUCCAGUGACAUGACUAUGGAUGGUUGGAUUCGUAUCGCAAACGAUAUCAAACAAUCGUACGAAUACUUUGAUGGAUUCGUCGUUUUACACGGAACGGACACGUUGACUUACACGGCUUCCGCUCUGUCCUUCAUGCUCGAAUCUCUGGGGAAGAUCGUGAUCUUAACCGGCUCGCAGCUCUCGAUUUUCGACUCGAGAAGCGACGGCCUCGAUAAUUUUUUAACGUCUCUGAUGAUAGCCGGGAAUUACAAUAUACCGGAAGUGUGCGUGUACUUCGGGACCAAAUUGAUGAGGGGGAACAGAACAAGCAAACUGUCGACGAACGCGUUUGAGGCGUUCCACUCGCCGAAUUAUCCGCCUUUGGCUAAAGCUAACAUCAAGAUCGAUGUGGACUAUCGGUCGAUAUUCAGGCCGUGCACGAUAGAAAAAUUUCACACCUACGCGUCCUUGAACAGAAACGUGGGCAUGCUUCGAAUAUUUCCAAGUAUAACCAUGGAGCUCGUAAGAGUAUUCUUGCAGCCACCGAUAGAAGGGGUCGUACUACAGUCAUACGGAGCGGGGAACGUUCCGAUGAACCGGGAGGAUUUGUUUAAAGAAUUAGAGGCUGCCACGAAACGAGGCAUCGUCAUAGUCAAUAUCACCCAAUGUUCGACCGGUUGUGUUUCCGCUUCGUACGAAUCUGGCAAAUUGUUAGAAGAGGCUGGCGUGAUAUCUGGCGCUGAUAUGACGCCGGAGGCUGCGUUGACCAAACUCGCUUAUGUAUUGUCGAGGCAAGACUGGGACGUAGCAACAAAACGUGAAAUGAUGCAAACGAAUUUGCGCGGGGAAUUGACUGGCGGUCGGCCGCAGUCCCUCGACGAUCUGGAUUUAGUAGAAGCAGUUGCGAGGUCAUUGAGGACCUCCUCUGCGGCUGAACUCGAGGAACUGGGAUCAAUUCUGUUCCCUGCGAUGUUAAAUGCUGCUGUGAAGAAUCACGACAUAGCGAAGCUGGAAGCCUUAAAAGUAUACGGUGCGAAUAUCUCGCAACAGAAUGCGGAUGGCCGGACGGUGCUGCACGUGGCUUGCUGCGAAGGUGACGUGAACAUCGUACGACGUCUCUUACGAAACGGCGCCAGUAUUCAUAUAAAGGAUCGAUUCAAUCGUACGCCUCUCACCGAUGCGAUAGAAUUCGAUCAUCACGAGAUAAUUCAGAUUUUGAUGCAAUGCGGUGCACACUUGCACGAGAACGCGUACAUGAUAGGAGAAAGGAUGUGCCUCGCUGCGACCACCGGGAACGUGAAACGUUUAAAAUCUUAUCACUUGGCAAAAGGAGAUUUAUCACAAAAAGAUUUUUCCGGGCGGACGCCGUUGCACUUAGCGGCACUCCAUGGCAAACUGGAGGCAAUGAAAUUCUUAUUAGAAUGCGGCGUGGACACGGAGUGCUUCGACGCGACUGGUCGAUCUCCUUACGACUUCGCCGAAAUCUCAGGUUCACCGGAAGCGAUGUCCCUUUUGUCGUCGUCCAGUUCGAAAAACAAUAAGAGACAAUAAAAGAAUGAAAAUGGAAACUGAAUUAUGAAAGAGUUCUUAAUUGAAUAAUAAAUUUAUAAUUAGUGUCGUAAGAUUUGUCGGACUGAUUGAAAUGCUGUACCGACGACGCUAAUGAUUAAAUACGCGCUUACACGCGUAAGAUAUUUCGGACAAUGGUUAACAAAAAAGCGAAAGUCUGAAAUGGCAGGUCAGUGAUUAUCAGUGGAAGCCAUGCACGCGAAGACGUUUCACACCACGCGAGUUCAGAUAAUGACGUGAAAUCUCCUUGACCGGUGCGAACUGUCAGCUCCCUGUAUGUACAAAUACACAAAUAUGUUCUUUGUAACAUAAAUUAUGUAUUACAUUUUUAGUACAAAAAUAAAUUCUAUCUUGUCUGUACAA